CCACCUAACUCCACCACUCUCCUAUCCUCUAAAACGCCACCGGUUCACUCCGCCGCUCCAACACUCCUUUAACGUCAACACCAAACACAAUUGGAGCAGGAAAAAACUAUCCAACGUAAGUAGCACAGUCAGAGCUUCAGCUGCCGGAGCUUCUGUAAAUCCGGCACCAGCACCGGCAUGGCAAGGAGCAGCCAUAAAGCCUCUCCUAGCUUCCAUAGCAACUGGAGUUAUCCUCUGGUUUGCUCCCGUACCUAGCGGCCUGUCGAAAAACGCUUGGCAGCUGCUGGCAAUUUUCCUGGCCACUAUCGUCGGAAUCAUCACUCAACCACUGCCACUUGGUGCAGUGGCGCUGUUAGGCCUCGGCAUCUCUGUCCUCACCAAAACCUUGACGUUCGCGGCGGCAUUCUCAGGUUUCGGCGAUCCCAUCCCCUGGCUCAUCUGCUUCGCUUUCUUCUUCGCCAAAGGAUUCAUCAAGACCGGCCUCGGAAACCGCGUCGCCUACCAGUUCGUCUCCCUCUUCGGUAGCUCCUCGCUAGGGUUAGGUUACAGCCUAGUGUUCAGCGAGGCCUUGCUUGCGCCAGCUAUUCCAUCAGUUUCAGCGAGAGCCGGCGGGAUCUUCCUGCCGCUGGUGAAGUCUCUGUGCGCCGCGUGUGGUAGCAACCCCGGCGACGGAACAGAGAGGAGGCUAGGUGCGUGGUUAUCGCUGACGUGUUUCCAAACUUCGGUAAUAUCUUCGGCUAUGUUCCUGACCGGGAUGGCGGCUAACCCUCUGUGCGCAAAUCUGACUCAGAGCUCAAUCAAUCAAACAAUUGGUUGGUUGGAUUGGGCCAGAGCCGCCAUUGUUCCGGGUUUAGUGUCGUUGGUGUUAGUCCCUUUGAUAUUAUACAUCAUUUACCCGCCAACUCUGAAAUCAAGCCCCGAUGCUCCCAAGCUUGCGCGUCAGAAGUUGCAGAGCAUGGGUCCUAUGUCUUCUAAUGAGAAGAUUAUGACUGCUACCUUACUUCUUACGGUGGGACUUUGGGUGUUCGGAGGGGUUCUUAACAUAGAUGCAGUUGCAUGGGAUACUCUCACUUGGUUUGCUGCUCUCAUUGCAAUGGCUGCCUACUUGAAUAAAUAUGGCCUCAUUGCUUGGUUCAGCCAAACUGUAGUCAAGUUUGUGGGAGGAUUAGGUCUGUCAUGGCAACUAUCAUUUGGGAUUCUAGUACUUUUGUAUUUCUACUCGCAUUACUUCUUUGCAAGUGGAGCUGCUCAUAUUGGUGCCAUGUUCACUGCCUUCCUCUCUGUCGCCACUGCGCUGGGGACUCCUCCAUUCUUUGGAGCCAUGGUGCUGUCAUUCCUGUCCAAUCUCAUGGGUGGCCUUACCCACUAUGGAAUUGGCUCAGCUCCUGUUUUCUAUGGAGCCAACUAUGUGCCCCUUGCUCAAUGGUGGGGCUAUGGCCUGCUUAUUAGUAUCGUUAAUAUUUUUAUCUGGCUGGGUCUUGGGGGUGUUUGGUGGAAAGUCAUUGGCUUGUGGUAACAAAAUUACAUUGCAGAUUUUUGUACACAUAUUCUAGUUGAGGCCAAUUCUACUCAUCUUUUUUGUAUCAUUCUUUUCUAGAUCCAACGAGUGUAAUUUUACUUGAUUUUUUGAUAUGGAAGCCCAAUAUUUUUCCAACAAACAGUGAAGUCAAGUCGAAUCAAUACUUGAACUUUCUUUUUAU
Molecule: messenger RNA, 1700 nt
Organism: Arachis ipaensis
Lineage: Eukaryota; Viridiplantae; Streptophyta; Magnoliopsida; Fabales; Fabaceae
Product: dicarboxylate transporter 1, chloroplastic-like
Biological process (GO): transmembrane transport
Cellular component (GO): membrane
Molecular function (GO): transmembrane transporter activity
Source: RefSeq, a predicted model, not a curated record